This is a messenger RNA of Protopolystoma xenopodis, 978 nucleotides long. The record is from the annotation of a GenBank genome assembly. Lineage: Eukaryota; Metazoa; Platyhelminthes; Monogenea; Polystomatidea; Polystomatidae.
GUAUAUAAUGCCACUCAACUACGACCACAGCUCGGCGCUAUCGUGUCUAGAACCAGUGUGAAUUUACUCUGUCAGAAAGAAGCGGCUCGACAGACUGCUGCCCAUCGUUACUUUAUUCAGUUGUGGCAGAGAAGGUGUGCUGUGUUGGCACAAGCUGGGCGACAUUUUGCCGAUCAGGUAACCCAACUAACGCAAGGCCUGUUGCUCCGUUUGGACAGCCUUGUCUGCAUCAGGGAUGUCGAAGAGCCAGGCUGUCGAGCCAACUUUUCCAGACACGCAUUUGCAGCUGGCAAGCAAACUUGGCCAAAUGCUGAUCUGACAAUCUUUACAUGUUUAUUAAACUCGUCAAUCAGGGAAUUAGCGCCUUCAACCCUCAGACGGACUCCAACACUAAUGCCAACUAGAAGAGUGGUUAAAGCGCCAAGUUUUAUUGCAUCUCCAGCUCCUACUGUAGUCAGAAUGAAAGGCUCAGCUACAACUGAGGGACAAGCGAACAUGUUUAUAACAGAAAGUUUGGUAAUCCCUGGUAGCAGCUUAAAUGAUGGCGAUGAGAGUGUUGGAAGUAGUGGCAGCGCGACUAAUAGAGAUGGGGCUAGAAGAAACUGCGGUGGCAAACAGUCAAGCUCUGGUACCGAUAAGACUACAUUGGCCCAAGGAGGCAACCUGAUAGAAUCGGCCUCUAGUUCCUUCAGGGAACCAGCAAAAUCUGCCAGCUCGCCAUCACUUGUUGAUGUAGAGACAUCCACAUGCGGCCUGGUGACGGCUAAGACAAGUGAGGCCCACUUGGAAACUAUUCGAGCACGAGAUGUGGCUAUAAAGGCAAGUGACACACGUUGCGCCGUAUUGUCAGUUGGACCGUGGACUUGGUGCAACCUCAGACGUUUCGCCGGCAUCGCCAUUUUCAGCAGUGAAGCCAAUUCCUCGGCCAACUUUCAGGCUAUCAGUCCACAUUCUGUCCUGGCCCAUCUACUCACUUAG